Manihot esculenta (cassava) is the source of this 1813-nucleotide messenger RNA. Its product is annotated as protein IQ-DOMAIN 22. Gene Ontology annotation, molecular function: protein binding. NCBI's taxonomy places the organism in Eukaryota, Viridiplantae, Streptophyta, Magnoliopsida, Malpighiales, Euphorbiaceae. Bases 88 to 1593 code for a protein of 501 amino acids. The record is from RefSeq and is a predicted model, not a curated record. The transcript is spliced from 4 exons.
CUUCGUGUUCACUUCUCGCUGUCGCUAUACUACUCUCUCUCUCUCUCUCUCUCUCUCUCUCUCUCUCUCUCCCCCCUUUCCAAAUGCAUGCCAUCUCAAAUCCCUGCAAGCCACUACCAUCUCGCUAUUGCUAACAAAAACCAAAUGGGCAAAGCCUCCAAGUGGUUUCGGGCAGUUCUUGGCCUUAAAAAACCCGAACCGCUUCCAUCACAGCAGCAGCAGCAGCAAACCACGGGUCGUCCGAAGGAGAAACGAAGAUGGAGCUUUGUGAAAUCAUACCGUGAGAAAGAUCACCCUCAACAGCACGUAAAACAUGGAGUUUCGGAUGAUCAGGAGGCUCCCGUAAUGGUUCAGUGUUCGUCAGAGUACGAAGAGGAUCCUAACAAGCACGCGAUCGCAGUAGCCGCUGCCACGGCAGCAGUUGCCGAGGCUGCUGUGGCAGCGGCUCAUGCGGCAGCGGAGGUUGUAAGGUUGACGAGUAGCGGAAGGUGCGCUAACAGCCCAGCAGUGACGUACGAUAACGGGAGCCAAGCCUGGCUUGAGGAUUUGGCCGCCGUUAAGAUACAAUCUGCUUUUCGAGGCUACUUGGCAAGAAGGGCUUUGCGCGCAUUAAAAGCAUUAGUUAGGCUUCAGGCGCUGGUAAGAGGUCACAUUGAGAGGAAGCGAACUAAAGAAUGGGUUCAUCGUAUGCAAGCAUUAUUGAGAGCCCAAGCACGAGCACGAACAGGACGGAUACAGCACUCUGAAUCUUCACAUUCAAGUUGCAAGUCUUCUCACUUUCACCAUCCUGGUCCGCCCACCCCCGAAAAGUUUGAACAUGUAACACGGCCCAGCAGUGGAAAAUACGAACAGUCAUCAAUUCUUAAGAGGACUGGAUCAAAAUCUAAUGGCAGGGCAAUUAGUGAUGACGACAAAGCACACGUAUCCUUUAAUUGGUCAGAACGUGGCAUGGACGAAAGCUCAUGGGAGCAAAUAGUGCCCUUUGCAAGAACCGGCACUAUAGAUGACGAGAAGAGUGACAAGAUCCUUGAAAUAGAUACCGGAAGACCCCACUUCACCCCUAAACGCAGAAACCUUUUCCAUUCCUCUCACCUUGCGUUGGCUCCAGUUCAAUAUAGUUAUAGUUUCACAACUUCAAAAGACUCUAUGAACCAUCGAACUGUUCCAAGUCCAUCAUCAGGUGAAGUCCAGUCUUUUACUCGUGAGAAUGAGGAAGCCUUUUGCACUGCUGAAAAUAGCCCACAGUUCUACUCGGCAUCUUCAAGAGGGGGUAGUGGCAGAAGAAGUCCCUUUACUCCCAGUAAGAGCGACGGCUCAGCAAGCUUUCUUAGCGGGUACUCAGACUACUACCCAAAUUACAUGUCUUACACUGAAUCCUCAAGGGCUAAAGUGAGAUCUCUCAGUGCUCCAAAGCAAAGGCCUCAGUACGAGAGAUCAAGUUCAACAAAGAGGUACUACAUUCAUGGCUUUGGCGAGCCAAGAUCCAGCAGUGCACAGAGGGCUUCUGCCGUGCGCGCAAGCUUUACCAGCAAAGCUUAUCCAGGAUCUGGUCGCUUGGACAGACUAGGAAUGCCUGUUGGGCAGAGAUUCUAAUACGUACUUCCAAGCGUUCUAGUCUCUGGAGUGGUUUUUGGCUAACUGAUGUGACUUGGUUAGUACUUGAUGUGUAGUUUGUCAAAGAUGCUUUUACCGGCGCUAGUAACUCUGAAAUCUGACCAAACAUUCAGAAUCUAAUUGAAGAUCUCAUAUUUAAGAGUGCGAUCUUUCCUGUAUCAAUGGAACUCAACCAGGGCUUUUAUUUAGCAACUGAGAC